GCAGACGCACUUUCCUGGCGACUUUUGACUUUAUAAGAGAUAAUCAGGUGAUUGAAGAGACAUCAAGGCUCCGGCUCCGUGCGGGUUUGUUUAAUGUCAGUAAACUGCAGGUCGGACGAUAGGAUUUCACAGAUGUCUUGACAUGGACACGGUCAUUAUUGCGCCGGCCACACGGCCGUGUCAUCCGCCAGUCAAUUAAUGGGACACCUCUCUCAUCUCUCUGUCAUCUGGUCCUUAACAAGGCGAGGGCGCCCCGGGGGGAGUCAUUGGCAUAUCACAGAUUGGAGGGGAGUAUAAGGGCCCGGGGAUGAAGGGUUGUACACAGAGUGGAGGACAGUGACGUUUGAAAUGCAGACUCCAGUUCUAACUCUGGGUGGGCUUGUGUGCCCAGCGCCCUGCCCCUGCUCUCCUCUCCGCACGGAUCACAACUCCAAACCAACCCAGCGCAAGACUUUCACCAUCGACGCACUACUGUCCGCCGCCGAGAUCUCGCCCUCCUCCCGGGAGAGGCAGGCGGCUCCCCUCUGCCCGCUCGGAACGUGCGUCCUGGCUACUACCGUGCCCGGGGCUAAUCGGAGCCCGCCGUCUCUCUACCCGGCUCUGGUGUAUCCCCGCCCGCUUCACGCCGUCUACCACGGAGCUCCUCUGCUCUACCGCCCCGGCGGCUGCGGAACGGGACAGUGCCCGCACGAAUAUCCACUGCCCAAGGCGUCUUUCCCGCUCAAACCCAAAGCUGCCAAAGUCAAGCGAGCGAGGACCAUCUUCACCCACGAGCAACUCGCCCGGCUGGAGAAGGAGUUCGCCCGGCAGCAGUACAUGGUGGGCUCAGAGCGGUUUCUGCUGGCGUCCGCCCUUCGUCUCAACGAGUCCCAGGUGAAAGUCUGGUUCCAGAACCGUAGGAUCAAAUGGAGGAAACAGAGCCUGGAGCAGCAGCAGGCCAAGCUGGCUCGGCUGGGCACGGUGGGUACUCAGCCCAGACCCAGCUCGCCGAGCAGCGAGCCCAGCUCCAGUCCGACACCCCGGCCGCAGCACACAGACUCCCACCGGCCCAGCCCACCGAGUGUCGAAGGCAGCGGGCACCAACCAAAGCAACCUCCCUCACUAGCCAUUUCACCAUUAAGCCCGUAGACCUCAUUUUCUAAAGCGCUGUUUAUAUCAUAACCUGUAUUGUCAUAGUUUAGUGUAAAUAUACAAAAUAUAACAAUGGAGUUUUAAAACCUG
Messenger RNA from Hypanus sabinus (Atlantic stingray), 1221 nucleotides. Its product is annotated as homeobox protein not2-like. NCBI's taxonomy places the organism in Eukaryota, Metazoa, Chordata, Chondrichthyes, Myliobatiformes, Dasyatidae. The transcript is spliced from 3 exons. The record is from RefSeq and is a predicted model, not a curated record. Gene Ontology annotation, biological process: regulation of DNA-templated transcription; neuron differentiation; central nervous system development. Bases 349 to 1128 code for a protein of 259 amino acids. Gene Ontology annotation, molecular function: DNA binding; DNA-binding transcription factor activity, RNA polymerase II-specific.